GCUAGUCUUUUUGGCCGCAUUGAGCUUCCGUACAGCACGAAUUGGUUUCCAUAGAGACCAGCUAUGGUGGAGGCGAAUGGAGAGCGCAGCUAGCUGAGAAACGACGACGACAGAGGAGGAACCCGUGCCGUGCCGUGCCGUGCCCGCAGGUCAACAUGUCCUUCAGAGAUUUAAGAAAUUUCACAGAAAUGAUGAGGGCCCUGGGUUAUCCCCGGCUGAUAUCUAUGGAGAACUUCAGAACACCAAACUUCACUUUAGUGGCAGAGAUCCUCAUAUGGCUUGUAAAGAGAUAUGAGCCUCAGAUGGAUAUUCCCACUGAUGUAGAUACAGAGUCAGACAGAAUAUUCUUCAUCAAGGCCGUGGCUCAAUUUAUGGCAACUAAAGCUCACAUCAAGCUGAACACCAAGCGUCUUUACCAGGCUGACGGCUACGCAGUAAAAGAGAUGCUAAAGAUCACCACAGUGCUGUACAGUGCAAUGAAAACCAAACAGAUGGCUCUGGGAGACCGAAAUGAGGAGGGCAACAGCAAGUUCAAGUUCGAUCUCAGCUCACGGAUUUCAGAUCUUAAAACAGCUCGGCAGCUGGCAUCUGAGGUCACAUCUAAAGGAGCGUCUCUGUAUGAUUUACUGGGAAAAGAAGUGGACCUAAGGGAAAUGAGAACCGCAGCCAUCGCCAGACCUCUGGAGAUCAACGAGACUGAAAAGGCCUUGAGAGCUGCCAUCAAGGAGGUUUUGGAAAGUGUGGAGAAGACCAAAGACAUGCUGGGUAACGUUGUUUCUGAUGAAACCAGUCUGGACAAUAAAAUCGAAAAGAAGAAGCAGGAGCUGGAGAGGAAUCGGAAGAGGCUCCAAACACUGCAGAGUGUCAGGCCAGCUUUCAUGGAUGAAUAUGAGAAGAUUGAGGAAGAUCUGCAGAAGCAAUAUGACGUCUUUGUGGAGAAGUUCAGAAACCUUUGCUUUCUGGAGUCUCAGCUGGAUGAAUACCAUAGACUGGAGCAGGAGAGGUUUGAGGAGGCUGAAAACACACUGAGGAUGAUGCAGCACAAACUGAGGGAGGAGGAGAGGGAUCUGAUGAGGAGUUCCUUGAAAGAUGAGGAUUCAGACAUGGACGUUCCAGAAGACGAAGGCUCAGACAGCGACAUGGAAGAGUGCCGACCUUCUAAGCCACGGCCUACACGAAACGGCCUCAUGGCAGGAAGAGGAGCUCGAUUCAUCGGGAAUAUGCAGGGUGGUGAUAGCGAUGAGAGUGAAGACAGCGAGAUCGACGUGGAUGAAGACGACGAGGAAGACGAGGAAGGCGAGGAGGAGGAGAGCAAAGACUUAGAGGAUGACAGUCUGGAGGGCCCCGUAUCCAGGGGUGCUCGUCCCCCCAGAGGCGGCAUGAGACCAGCUCUGCUGGAAGAGAGCGACAAUGACUUCUGAAUGAAGAACACACAUAAAAUGAUUUCCAGCUCCGAUUAGACCGGCUCAUUAAACCAUGUUGGGUUUUUUUUCAAGAUAAAGCAUCAACAUAGUUUCUAUUUUUGAAUAUUUCUGUUAACCUGAAUAAAAUAUAUAAU
Molecule: messenger RNA, 1558 nt
Organism: Larimichthys crocea (large yellow croaker)
Lineage: Eukaryota; Metazoa; Chordata; Actinopteri; Sciaenidae
Gene: ift38
Product: clusterin associated protein 1
Exons: 13
Coding region: 156-1421 (421 amino acids)
Biological process (GO): cilium assembly
Cellular component (GO): microtubule organizing center; intraciliary transport particle B; cilium
Source: RefSeq, a predicted model, not a curated record